AUAAAAUCCCACAAAAAAUAAAAAAAAACAUUGUGCAUUCUUGUAUAAUUAAAAAACGAUCAACAACAAAAACAAGCAACUAAAAAGCAUUCCAAUGUUGUCCUGUUUGGCGCCGUCGUCUUCACGUUUUGGCCAAGAGGAUAACAUUAUACAGCAAAGCAUGCCAUCAUCCACAGCCUUCACCAUGCAGUUUCCCUCUCUGGCCUCCAGUUUGCAUCAUCAUCAGACACACAAUAAAUCCAAUAAUGCCGUCAGCAAUACAGAGCAUGUCCAGCAUGGAGCAGGAGCUGUUGAUGACUAUUUGGUCAACUGUACCCAGUGCCAUAAGCGUUUCAGCGAGUUUCAGUUACUCAGUGAACACAUUGCCAGUGAGCAUCCCCAUGACAAGCUUAAUUUUGAGCCAAAUCGUGGCACUGGCGCCGCUCAACCCGAAAGCGAUGCUGAAGAUGAGCAAAGUAGCAAUUUAAGUAGCAGCAGUCGUCGCUAUGCCAAAUCCCCGAAUGCCACCACAAACAACAAUAACAACAACAACAAUAGCGAGUUGAUUAAGAAUCACAAUAAUAACAACAACAAUAGUGAGAAACAAUCGCCCAUGUGCUCACCAGGAUCGGCUUCAGGUCCACCAAGUGAUCUAUUUGCCCAUCUAACACAUGCUUCGCCACAAUUGCCACCAAAUCUGCAUGCACGUUUCAUGGCAGCGGCUGCAUUGGCCAUGCAAUCGGCCCAAUCGGCCAGCACUUCAAGCUCACCAAAUCUACAUCAUCAUCAGCAACAUCUACACCAGCAACACCAACAGCAACAGCAGCAGCAACAUCAACAAUUGCUGCCACCUCAAUUGCCUGGCAGUAACAGCAGUGUGGGCAGCAAUUCGGCCUAUGAUUUGGAUCUAAGUGCACCAAGAUCAACAUCUAGUCCGGGCUCAACCACAGGCGAUUUGAAUGCCGCUUAUCCUUGCAUGCAAUGCACUGCUGCAUUUCCCACACGCGAACAAUUGGAGCAACAUGAAUUAAUGCAUUCGCCAAGUGGUCAGCCAGUUACACAAAAUGUGACUCAGACAUGCAAAAUCUGCCACAAGGCCUUCGCAAAUGUUUACCGCCUGCAACGUCACAUGAUCAGUCAUGAUGAAUCCGCUCUAUUGCGUAAAUUCAAGUGUGGUCAAUGCGAGAAGGCAUUCAAAUUUAAGCACCAUUUGAAGGAACAUGUACGCAUCCAUUCCGGCGAGAAGCCCUUCGGCUGUGAUAAUUGCGGUAAACGUUUCUCGCACUCGGGCAGUUUCUCCUCGCACAUGACAUCGAAGAAAUGCAUCAGCAUGGGCCUGAAACUGAAUAACAAUCGUGCCAUGCUCAAGUCCCUCGAAAAGAGUCCGGGAUCGGGACGCGGUGGCGGUGGCUCCGGUGAUCAGCAGUCGGGCAAACGUUCCAAGUUAACAGAACAGGCAGCCAUGCCCACAUUACCGCCUGCCUUACCAAAUCCCAUGAUCUAUUUCGCUGGCGAUGCACCGAAUCAGGUUGCAGGUGCCAAUGGAGGCCCAGCGGCUCCCUUCUAUCCCAAUUAUGGGGCAAUGAAUGCAGCUCUUUUGGCCUUUCCAUUCCUCGAUCCUCGUGUCCAUCCCUAUAGCAUACAGAGACUGUUGGAAUUAUCUGCAGCUGGUCAGCAGCAACAGCAACAACACCAACAGCAGCAACAUCAGUUGGAGGAAAGAGAAGAACAAGGCGAGGAUCAUGAGGAUCACGAACACUUGGAAAUCUAUGAAGCUGCCAAAGACGACGAAGAGACCCCGGAUGAACCAAAAUUAGUUAUGGAUUUGGAGGAGAAUUCCACUGUCAAAGAACAAGAGGAACCAUCGGCGGAUCCCGCCAUCGAGAAAGUGGAGGAAGAAGAGGAAACCCUUGAAGUGAAGCAAGAGGCGAGUCGUGGACCAACUCCAAUGUCAGAAAGUAAUCCAACGUCCCCCACCAAAGCCAUAAAGCAAGAGCAGGAAGAACUUCGUUCAGUGGGAGACGAGGAAGAGCCCACUCUGGAAGUGGUUGGUAGUAAUGAACCUACCACUCUUCCCAUUGAAGAGUCAACUGCUGAGCUGCGUUGCAGUCGGUGUAACAAGCAGUUCAAUCAUCCCACAGAGCUAGUUCAGCAUGAGAAGGUUCUCUGUGGCCUGAUCAAGGAGGAAUUGGAGCAACAAUAUCAGCAGCAGCAGCAACAACAACAGGCAGCAGCCAAUGCCUUUGCCAUGCCCUCGGCCAGUGAAGAUGAGGAUGACCGUGAUGCCGAUGAAGAUGACGAACGUCAAGAUCAGGAUGCUGGCGCUCGCCAGGAUUUCAACGGUAGUGAAAAUGGUGAAGCCGGCCGCAAAGUUCGCGUCCGCACUGCCAUCAAUGAGGAGCAACAGCAACAGCUUAAGCAACACUAUGCCCACAAUGCCCGACCAAGUCGUGAUGAGUUCCGUCUCAUUGCCGCUCGUCUGCAAUUGGAUCCUCGUGUGGUUCAAGUUUGGUUCCAGAAUAAUCGCUCCAGAGAGCGUAAAAUGCAGAGCUACACCUCGAACAGCAACACGGCAAAUGCCGAGAAUGCAAGUGUUUCAACUGGUCGUCCCGCUGGCGAGGAUCAGCCAUUGGAUUUGUCGGUAAAACGUGAUUCCCUGUCACCUAAAGGCCAACACUCUCCGCUCUACGGACUGGCGCCACAACAGGCUGCAGGCCAGUCGGUUGCCCUCGAUUUCCAGGAAGCCAUCAAUCUAAGCCGCAAGUUUGCCAGCUCGGCAUCCAUGUCGCCGGCCUCGUUGUCCCCCUCAUCGGGAGCAUCGUUACAGCAGCAGCAACAACAUCACCAAUCCUCGGCCCAGGCAGCUGCUGCUGCUGCGGCACUCUACUUUGGUGGUCCACCACCAUCGCCGCCCACCAUGCUCGAGGCCACGCCCACAACGCCUUUGCAACUGCCGCCCCAGAAUUGCUCAAGAGGCCGUCAAGGUGGACAAGCUUUUCCCGGACUACCGCCAUACAUGAUGCCCAUGCAGCGAUUGCCCAUGGAGGCGCUCUUCCAAAUGCGUCCUGGCGAAUAUGCCUCGAAUCCCCUAAUGAACAGUAUUAAGAUGCCAGAUUAUCGUGGCACUAGCCUCAGUCCGGGCGGUUCCGAGAAGCGUUCUUGGCGCGAUGACGAUUCGCGCAUCUCCCAUGAAGACGACUAUGGUGGACUGUUGCCACCGAAGCCAAAGCGAGUCAAGGCCGAGACGCAUGGACAUGCUGGCGAUGCUGAUUUGCCUUUUCUAUGCGAUCAAUGCGACAAGGCCUUUGCCAAGCAGAGUUCUCUGGCCCGGCACAAGUACGAGCAUUCCGGUCAACGACCCUACCAGUGUAUGGACUGUCCCAAGGCCUUCAAGCACAAGCAUCAUUUGACGGAGCACAAGCGCCUGCAUAGUGGAGAGAAGCCAUUUCAGUGCUCCAAGUGCCUGAAACGAUUCUCCCAUUCGGGCAGCUAUAGCCAGCACAUGAACCACCGUUACUCCUAUUGCAAGCCUUACAGGGAAUAG
Drosophila willistoni is the source of this 3523-nucleotide messenger RNA. It is a transcript of the gene zfh1, whose product is annotated as zinc finger protein 1. The transcript is spliced from 5 exons. Gene Ontology annotation, biological process: regulation of transcription by RNA polymerase II; anatomical structure development. Gene Ontology annotation, molecular function: DNA-binding transcription factor activity, RNA polymerase II-specific; electron transfer activity; heme binding. The record is from RefSeq and is a predicted model, not a curated record. Lineage: Eukaryota; Metazoa; Arthropoda; Insecta; Diptera; Drosophilidae. The coding region runs from base 95 to 3523 and encodes 1142 amino acids.